Molecule: messenger RNA, 2326 nt
Organism: Macaca mulatta (Rhesus monkey)
Lineage: Eukaryota; Metazoa; Chordata; Mammalia; Primates; Cercopithecidae
Source: RefSeq, a predicted model, not a curated record
GGACACCGGCUCCCGGCGCCCUCGGAGCCAAAGGCGCGCGGCGAACACGGCGGGGCCCUCGCGCGGUGAGGACGCGUAGGCGUGUGGGCUCCUGUCACUUCACAUCGCGAACGCUGGCCGCCGCGUGGCUCUGGCCGAGUCUCGCGAGGGGCGCCCCUGUGGCGUUUCGAGCCAGCCGGGCCGCCUGCGGAGAGGGAAGCUCUGCCCUUCCCCUGGCCUGGCGCGGAGCCAGUUCUCCCGGGAAGGGGCCGGGGGUCCUCGCAGGGCCCGGCCGCGGCGUGACCCUGCCGGGGUCCGAACUUCACCGCAGGGCGGCCUGAUCAGGGCCAGGCCCGUGGGGACGCUGGCGCCACGGUGUCUUCCCCCUUCACGCCACUCCUACCAGGCCGACAUCGAGUCUCGCUCCCCAGGGAGGGUCAAGGUCCAGGGGUCCAGCGGCUGCCCCGAGGUCCGCUAGGAGGUGGCGGCACUGGAGUGGCCUUUCUCCAGCCUGCACCGACCCCGCCUUGAGUGCCCCUGCGUGUGACCAACGGUGGAACCGGAGCGGCCUUAGAGACUGACCGCUGCCUCUGAGUUGAGUCUUAAGCCCCUCGUUGGGCCUGGCUGAGCCCCCGGUCUGCGCCUUCCCCCAGCCUGGAGACGAUGCCAAAGCUGCAGGGCUUCGAGUUCUGGAGCCGCACCCUGCGUGGCGCCCGCCACGUGGUGGCCCCCAUGGUGGACCAGAGCGAGCUGGCCUGGAGGCUGCUGAGCCGGCGCCACGGAGCCCAGCUCUGCUACACGCCCAUGCUGCACGCCCAGGUCUUCGUCCGCGACGCCAACUACCGGAAGGAGAACCUGUACUGCGAGGUGUGCCCCGAGGACCGGCCCCUCAUCGUGCAGUUCUGUGCCAAUGACCCGGAAGUGUUUGUUCAGGCGGCUCUCCUGGCUCAGGAUUACUGUGACGCCAUUGACCUGAACUUGGGCUGCCCACAGAUGAUAGCCAAGAGAGGUCACUAUGGUGCCUUCCUGCAGGAUGAGUGGGACCUGCUCCAAAGAAUGAUUUUGCUGGCCCACGAGAAACUCUCUGUUCCUGUCACGUGCAAAAUCCGUGUCUUCCCGGAGAUUGACAAGACCGUGAGGUACGCCCAGAUGCUGGAGAAGGCCGGUUGCCAGUUGCUGACGGUGCACGGGCGCACCAAGGAGCAGAAAGGGCCCCUGUCAGGUGCAGCGUCCUGGGAGCACAUCAAGGCCGUGCGGAAGGCUGUGGCCAUCCCUGUGUUUGCUAAUGGGAACAUCCAGUGCCUGCAGGAUGUGGAGCGCUGCCUCCGGGACACGGGUGUGCAGGGCGUCAUGAGUGCAGAGGGCAAUCUGCACAACCCCGCUCUGUUUGAGGGCCGGAGCCCUGCAGUGUGGGAGCUGGCCGAGGAAUACCUGGACAUCGUGCGAGAGCACCCCUGCCCGCUGUCCUAUGUCCGGGCCCACCUCUUCAAGCUGUGGCACCACACGCUGCAGGUGUACCAGCAGCUGCGAGAGGAGCUGGCCAAGGUGAAGACCCUGGAGGGCAUCGCUGCCGUGAGCCAGGAGCUGAAGCUGCGGUGUCAGGAGGAGAUAUCCAGGCAGGAGGGAGCGAAGCCCACCGGCGACUUGCCCUUCCACUGGAUCUGCCAGCCCUACAUCCGGCCGGGGCCCAGGGAGGGGAGCAAGGAGAGGGCGGGUGCACGCAGCAAGCGGGCCCUGGAGGAGGAGGAGUGUGGCACGGAAGUCCUGUCCAAGAACAAGCAGAAGAAGCAGCUGAGGAACCCCCACAAGACCUUCGACCCCUCUCUGAAGCGGCGCUGGCCAGUCCACAAGCAGCUGCCACGUCAGCCCGGUGCCAGCAGUCCCCGCCUGCCACACUGCCCCCUAGGCCACCGCAUGAGGCAGCUGGGAGAGGCAGGAAGUCAGUUUUUGGGUUGAAUUCUUGAUUUGACCCUUCUUGGCCCUUUUGCUUGGGAGACCUGGAACUGAAGGGCAUGGAACCCCCCUUGGACCCUGUGGGCGGGAAAACAACUCCCCUUGUCCCUGCCUGGGGGUGGGACAGAUGAAGCUGCUUGUCCUGCUGGGGCCCCCCAGACCACCUGCUUCGUGUCCGUUUCCUGCAGGAUGGUGCCCCCCACAUCCCCUCACCCAUUGCUCGCAGAAGGAAAAGCAGAUGUGGCCAGCCUGUAUCCUCUGCCCUCCCUGAGCCUCCUGGCCUGGCUGGCCACAGCUGGCACAGACGCUGUCAGCAGGCUCCAUGCAGGUGGACGGGGCAGCCCCCACAGCCAGGCCACCCCGGCCCUCACUCACCAGCACCCUUUUGUUCUUU